This is a messenger RNA of Paraglomus occultum, 963 nucleotides long. The record is from the annotation of a GenBank genome assembly. Lineage: Eukaryota; Fungi; Glomeromycota; Glomeromycetes; Paraglomerales; Paraglomeraceae.
AUGAGCCUCAUCGCCUGGCAAACGGUCUUCUGUUUCUUCAUACCGUUAACAUUAGCAUCCGUUGUCGAUGACUCUUAUUCAUCAUACGAAGAUGCGUAUGAUGCGCUUCUUAACGUAUUUUUCCCAAUCAUUUUCGUCGUUUUGUUAAACGUCUCGGGAAGACCUGGACCUACCAAAAACGUAAUAUUGCCGUUACUGGAUGAUAUAUUGUACAACACAGUCACUUGGGCGAUUCCGCUGAUAGUUUCGUUCUCCUAUAAUGAUCUGUUGAGUAUACGAAUAUUCUCGAUCAUAAACAUGAGUUUACAUGUGUUAUGUGCAGCAAUUGCGUUAAUUAGACAUAAACUGGUUAGCGAUGUCAUAAAUUAUGUCCACUCACUCACCGACAGAGGAUGGCUUGUAAAUCAACAUUUGGACGCUUACAUAUGGACUGGAACCAGUUUCUUCUUGAUAUGCUUUCCAGUGAUGGCUAUUCCGGUAUUCUGGAUUGAUUAUAUCACAAAUAAUCAAGAGUUUGAUUCAAUUGCAUUAUUAUUUAUUGUUUUGUUUGGGAUAUUGUCGGCUUCGACGAUUUUGGUUAUUCCUGCAAUCACAAAACUUCGCAAGAGAACCGCUGUUAUAUUUUUUGUAAUCUGGUUUUAUUCUCCUAAUUUUCUACAAACUAUAUUAAUUUUGUUAAAAUGGCCAAUUAAUUUUUAUUUCGUGAAAGCAUUUGUGUUUGUUCUCAUGGUUUCUUUGACAAGGAGUGUCUCUUAUUUUACUGACAAUGCGCCUCCGAGGUUUCUGGCUACGUCAACGACAACAGUCCAAGUCGUGAUUAGUGAGAUUGUAAAAAAGCACUAUGGAUAUGAAGAAAAGUCGGUAAGCGGCAUUCAAAAUCAGAUGAACGAAGUCCAAAAUCUGUUGGAUGAACUUCAACGUCAACUGGAUAAACUUCAAAGCAAGAUAAAUGAAACACGAUAA